This is a messenger RNA of Spirometra erinaceieuropaei, 747 nucleotides long. The record is from the annotation of a GenBank genome assembly. Lineage: Eukaryota; Metazoa; Platyhelminthes; Cestoda; Diphyllobothriidea; Diphyllobothriidae.
AUGGAGGAGAUCGGUGCCAGUGACAGGUGGAUGAUCUAUGCCGGCAGUCUCAUUGGAUCUUUUCGUCACCAUGAUGUCACGCCCUGGGACGAUGAUCUUGAUGUUCUGGUGGACUUGAAUGUUAGAACGGCGCUGUGGCGGCAAAUUGAGAAGUUAAAUCCCCAAAUCUACAUAAAUAAAGCUGGACUCAGAGACAAGAUUUACACAAAACUGAUUGAACCCAACAACACACUGGAGGAUGUUGAUAGUAGUCGCAGACUAAGUGCUUAUCCCUGGGGUUGGCCCAACGUGGACAUCGGCUACUACAGUUCUAACGCUACCCACAUCAGGGAGCUUGCCCGAUCCUAUGGUCGAACCUAUAUCUACGCAAAGACUGAUGUAUUCCCACUGCUUUUAAGACCAUUCUACACGCAGUGGUUUCCGGCGCCAAGAAACACGUUUGCUUUUCUGCAACAGUCCUACCCCGACAAUAUCCACUGCUCUGCACUCGGCUAUUUUCAUCCCCUGGAAAUCCAUACGAAAGACCACACAAAACCGUGUAUUGAAUUAGCGGACAGAUAUGCCUUCGUUGAGCGCGUAUCUUUGAACAGCUCAGUACAGAAAGUGAGUGAUAGUUCAAAUGAUUUGGACUGGGUACGCGAACGACUGAUUCGCGGCGGCGAGGUGAUACAUGAAAUUGACUUGGUCGCGCCUCAACGGGAAGGCUUCGUAGAUACCUACGUGCUACAGAUGAGGUCGCAAGAGUGA